This is a messenger RNA of Cooperia oncophora, 441 nucleotides long. NCBI's taxonomy places the organism in Eukaryota, Metazoa, Nematoda, Chromadorea, Rhabditida, Trichostrongylidae. The record is from the annotation of a GenBank genome assembly.
AUGCCUAUAUCUGAGAUGCAAACACGUGUAUUCGUUGCAGCUCUCAAUGGAAGAAUCAAACUACCAUCCAAGGAACGGAUGGAAAGAGAUAUAAAGCGCAAGCACGAGAUAAUGGCAAAAGAGUUCAUUCCGAGCAGAAGACAUACAAUUCAGGUUCAUUACGUCGAAAUAAUGGAAGAAUUAGCGGAUCUUCUUCGAUGUGGUCCUUCGGUUUUCUGGCGCUUUUUCUACGAUCCUCGACUUGCCAAUGCUUUGUGCUUCCAUGGACUUGUACCUUAUCAAUACAGAUUACAGGGACCUCACUCGUGGCCUGGUGCACGUGAAGCUAUUCUUUCGUUUGAAGAUCGUGUAUUCAACACUACUCGUACCCGACGAACAAAAGAGACCCUGAGCAGCAAACCGACAGUCAAAAUGUUCCAAUUCAUACGUCUUAUCGAAUGA